AUGGCUGGAGAAGGAGGGGCUCAUCAAAUGCCAGAACAUAGCCCAGCGGUCAACGAGGUGGAAAAGAUUCGCCUGAAGAUCCUCAAGGAAGCGGGGUCCAACUUUGCCAAAGAGAUCAGGCGGCUGACGUCGGCGGCUAGUGCGGCAGCAGCUGAGCAGGCGAAGAAGGAGGCGGGAGCGAGCUGGGGUGAGUCUGGAGGAGGCCUUGGUCCGCCGAGUGGAGGUGCCGCCUAUGAGUCUGUCAGCAAGCUCGAGCUCAGCAAGCUGAAGACGAAGACCUCUGAAGGAAAGCCGACAGAUGUUGGCAUGAAGCUGCAUUUUAAUUACUCACCGAGUGUCUGGAAGCGGAACAAUGAGACCAUGCACCAGUACAUUGUCCGCCGUGAGCAGGACUUCAAGCGCAUGGAAGAGAACUCCACGGAACACAG
Messenger RNA from Durusdinium trenchii, 428 nucleotides. The record is from the annotation of a GenBank genome assembly. NCBI's taxonomy places the organism in Eukaryota, Dinophyceae, Suessiales, Symbiodiniaceae.